AUAUGCGCGUGUACCCGUGUGGGGAGGGUGUUUAUGUGUGUUUGAUUUUCCUUUCCUGAGACAGUAAUGAGUCAUUGCUGAUGGUAUGCGAUACAGGGCAGCAGUCAUGCAUCAGCUUCUCAUAGAUUCCUGGAUCCACCGCGCAGCUCACAGAUCCCGCUGCCGGUGUGUUCGGGCACGUUGGUUUGCUGGUACCGGGACCGGUAGCAGCAAAGUUUAGGUCAGCCGUGAUGAAAGGUUUCUGCACUCCAGCCGUUUCUAAGGUGUCGUGCUGUUUAUUUCCUCCAAGUGGCAGCAAUUUAAAUUUCCCAUCGGAUCUUUUUGGCCGGCGCGCAAACGUUUCGUCAUGUACUAUUUCACGAAGCACUCAAAGUAAUGCAUCAGUGAGAUUGGAAAAGAAAAAAACAAAAACGCAAUACGGCUUUGGUUCCCUUCUUAAUCCCGGUGAGUAGUUCAGUAAUAAAGAGUCCAUUUAUGGGAAAUGACGAUAAGCAUUUCCACCGCCGCCCAAAGGCCCUCAACAUGUCGGGUGGCGGCCCGGCUCAUCUGACCAACCUGUAGCCAACAGCUCUAAAGAAAGUGCAAACUUUAGCGAGAAUGCUAACGGAGCUAGCAGUGUUUACCCGAGGUGGAAGUGGAGGGGGCACGUGUCCCAACGUGCAGUAGACAUUGACUAAGCAUUUAGAGAAAAUCGGAUAACGACACAAAGAUCCAUAUCAUCCGCCAUAUUAAUAGUCAAUGUUAAAUGCAGCUCCUUUUUAAAAGGGGGUAUAAAUAAAGUACAGAUUAAUAGCGCCAGUGACCUUGCCUUGUCCACAUAUAUUCUCCAAAAUGAAGUUGGCACUCACAUUAAAUCAGAUUGACUGCUUUAUAGAUGAAUCUGGCUGCACUGCUGGAAAAAAAAGUGAUGAACAUAGAUAAACGAAAUUACGCCCAAGUGACUAAUGUUUUUAUGUCGGCCUUCUAGCUGAUGUAGCUUCCCUGUAGGCGACGUUUCUCACCCGAAAUCAAAAGUAAAAAGACUUAAUCGAUAAAGGUUUGCAUUUGUCCUACAUGACACUAUCAGUUUGCAAGCUAACUACAUGUUAAUGUUUAAGGUUUUCAAAGUGGAUUGCCAAAGAGGUUUGGGCAUUUUCCUAAAAGUAGUGUGGCAGGUUCUUGGAAUUAUUUACCUCCAACCUUCAGUCUUUUUCUCUUCAGAUUUAAGGCUGAGAUAAAAACGUAAUGGUAUUUCUAUGCUUGCUGUUUAUUUAUGCAUCCUUAAAAUACAUUCUUUAACCCCCCGCUCCCCCCAAAAGUUUAUACUUUCACAAAGAAGUUUUUUUUGUUAUUUACUCUUCGUCUGUUUACAGUCCAUUUAUGUACCAGCUCAAACACAGAAACGUGCAGAGAGAAAAAAAAAAGCGAUGGAGGGAACAAAUGUGCGAAAAGAGAGGAUCAGCCAUUUGGAACCUAAAAGUGUAACUGGUUUGGUUACUACUUGGCUGGCUACGUGCUUUUCAGGAAGCCUUCCAAGAAUUCAGACAAUGAACCGUAAACAUGGCGUGUUCCUCAGAACAAUUCCACAUUACAUCUCAGAGAUCACGUGUCCCUCCUUUUCUCAGAAUCCACUGCCCCCACACACUACAUAGCUGACAACUACAGCAGCCAAAUCUCAUGUUGCAUGUGUGCGUACUGUACUUACGCCCGACGAGAAGGAGCUCUCACAAACUGACUAAUGUGCAGAGUCUCUCUCCCUCCCUCUCGCUCUGUCUCGGAGAUUUCUGAUGCCUCUCUCAGUGGCGGAGUUUGCAUUGAAAAUCUGAAACCCCCUCCUUCCUCUGUGGCCAAAAUGUCCCAGCUGCUCCAUGUGGAGAUCCCAAACUUUGGAGCCACAGUCCUGGGCUCCCUUAAUGAGCAGCGUCUGCUGGGACACUACUGCGAUGUAUCCAUCCUGGUCAAAGGUCAGGCUUUCAAAGCCCACCGGGCCGUCCUGGCUGCCAGCAGCCUCUACUUUCGCGACCUCUUCAGCAGCUCCACCAAGAGCCAGUUUGAGUUGCCCUCCUCAGUCACACCUGCUUGCUUUGAGCAGAUCCUCACUUUCUGUUAUACAGGGAAGCUAACAAUGGCAGCUAGUGAACAGCUGGUGGUCAUGUACACAGCCGGCUACCUCCAAAUUCAGCAUAUAGUUGAACGAGGCAUGGACCUAAUGUUCAAGGCGAACUCGCCUCACUGUGACUCAGCGGGGUCUUUGGAGGAGACAGGAUCCGAGCCGCGGAGUCCUUGUAAUAACGGCAACGGGCUGGCGGUGGCCGCCCUCCUGGGGACCCCCGGCUGGUCUCCGUCCCUACUGAUGUCGCAGCGUAAGAUCAAACUAGAGGCGGGCGACCCGACGCCCCUGACCACGUCUUUGGCGCAGGGCAAGAUUUCGUCUUCGGAGUUGGGGAACCGGCUGGCCAGGGGCAGUUCCCUGUUCUACACGACGGCCGGCGGCACCGCCAUCCCCGGGCUGCCCUCUUACCACCUGCAGGGGGCCGGCGGCGCCGGGACGGGAGCGGGCGCGGGAGCUGGAGUUGAAAGGUCCAGUCCCGGAGCGUCCAGCCUGCCAACCACCGACAGUCCCACAUCCUACCAGAAUGAGGAUGAGGAGUUUGAGGAAGAGCCCUAUGAUGGGAUCACGGAGGACUCCUACAGUCAUCUUGCAUAUGGGCGCUCGGCGAACCCCUACGGCAUGCAGGACAAGCCAGAGAUGGCAGCGAUGCCCUUGCCCUUGGAGAGCCGCAACUGCGUGCUGAUCCGCAGGGACCUGGUGGCGCUGCCUGCGAGCCUCAUCAGCCAGAUAGGCUACCGCUGCCACCCUAAGCUCUACACCGAGGGCGACCCCGGGGAGAAGCUGGAAUUGGUAGCCGGUACACAGGUGUUCAUGACUCGAGGGCAGCUGAUGAAUUGUCAUCUAUGUGCUGGUAUCAAACACAAAGUCUUGCUUCGCCGCCUGCUAGCCACGUUCUUCGACAGAAACACUUUAGCCAAUAGCUGUGGGACGGGCAUCCGCUCCUCGACGAGUGACCCCAGCAGGAAACCCCUGGACAGCAGGGUCCUCAACGCUGUCAAACUCUACUGUCAAAACUUUAACCCCAACUUCAAGGAGAGUGAAAUGAAUGUGAUUGCUGCUGACAUGUGCACGAAUGCGAGGCGUGUCCGCAAGCGGUGGUUGCCCAAGAUCAAGUCCAUGCUGCCCGACGGCAUGGAGGUGUACCGUGCAGGGAUGGGCAUGGGUGCCGCUGUGGGUCUGGGCCUGGCGCUGGCGGCCCCUCAACAAGGCGUGCACCUCCCCUUCGAGCCCGACUUCAAGGCCCUAGACCAAAGGUUGUACCCGGAGCGCAAAGACCCUCUCAGGACUCACCCACCGCUGGCCGACAGCAGCCCCGGGUCCGGGGCGGCCGGAGCAGAGGCCGAAGGGGAAGGCGAGGCGGCGGUCCGGGGGGACCAGGAGGAGGACGAGGAGGAUGCUGGGUUGGAAGGUGCGGACGGAUCACUGGGGGCGCCGACGUUGAUCCCGGGAGUCGGGGCGGGCAGUUGUGGCGACCCGCCUGCGGAGCAGGAGGUGGAAAGCUUUGGACAAGGUCUGAGGGUGAACGGACAGUGAAUGUCCCCCCGGGCCGCCUCUCACGUUGUGAAAUCCUGUUUUAACAGCGCGUUUUCUUUGGCUUGCUCUCCUACUCUUAACAUCUCGCCCACCACCCUUUCUACUCCUCUGUGCUUCCUCAACGGGAAUUAUUCCGCACAUAAAGCUGCAGCGCUCGUAGAUCUUACUAUACAGGAAGCUGUCACAUGCAUGCGCACCCGUGUGCUUGCCUCCACGCAUACUUAUCGAUAGUGGAUGUGGAUCAUUCAUAGUAGAAGUAGACACAGGCAUGGCAUUAGCACAUUAAGAUAAUCACCCCUUCUUGCUACACCCUUUUUCUUUGUGUACUUAGUAUUUACUCAGUAUUUCGGCACCUGCAGCGAUAUCACAACGGCGUGAUAGCAAAACAAACGGCAGGAAUGAUUCAUCAUUUCGCUGUUACACAAAAGCAACGGAUGCUUUGUUUGCAGUUUAUGGGUUGUGGUACAAUGGUUUAUUAAGUAAAUAUUCUGUUUUCUUUUUUUUUGCCACAUCUGACAAUAACCCAAGCAACCUUGAAUGAUUAUCUCAUUUGUUGUAUGAUAAAUAUACCUAAACAUAUGACGGUAAUUCACAGCUCUACCGUUGUUAAACAGAACAAUUUUCUCAUUUUGAAAGAUGAAGACGAAGAAAGGUUUCCUUUCUUAGAGCUAAAGACGUAUAAUAAUCACAUGGAGUUGGGUUUUCAUGCAUAUCUGCCUGUGACAUAUUGGAUUAGAUUGUCAAUGUGAUGCCUGUGUCUGCUCCAAUCUUCCUCUCCCAACCACACAAUCACACACUCACACAUGUGCGCACAUUUCUCAACUUAUGAUACUAAGCCUUUAAUAUUUGCAUCGAAGCAGUAAAAAAUACACUGUCUCAAAAGAAAAAGUUAAACGGUGCUUUUUUUCCUCGGAAAGAAAAUCCUUUUUGAUCACAUCGUUCUGUUUUGGAGAUGAAGAGAGAGAGAGAGACGCGGAGAAGAACGCGCACUAAAAACUAAAAGCCGAGCUUGCAUGCAUGAACACAAACAAUGGAUGCAGAUAAUCAUCGUAAACGACAACAAAGCCACAAACCUGCAUCUAAAAAAGCAAACAGCUACUGUUUUCUCCAGAUAUGCUAUUUAAAGACUUGUUUCCAUUUCUCACUGGGAUGUGAGCUCAGUCUGACGCCUGUUAGAACUGACCGGGGUGCCACGCGGUGUCCACUGUGUUUGAGUGAAUUUGGAUUUUUUUAUUUUUUAAACUGCGGGCCGUGCUGCUACCGCGCGUCGAGGAAAUUGAAUAUACGGAGUAGUAGUAGGAGGAAGCGCACUACACUGAGUGGUAGAAGAACAAAGUACUGUUUCACCUUGAUGUGGUGCUGUGAUGGACAUAGUCCUGCUUCCAUCCUGUUUUUGUUUUUUCCUGGGGUGGGGGGGUUUAGGGUGGGGGGGGGGGGUAAGUUAUUGAAUAAAACUCACACGAGCAAUCUCUGCUGGCUUAUUUCAUUUGCACUCAAGAUUAAAGGGCGGAAAACUAAGGAGUUUAGGCUAAAUGUGACUGUACUAAAGACUGAAAAUGUCCUCCACAUCACCCUGAUUGUUUAUCUGAUGAGAAGAUUGUGGGUUUGUAAAGAGAAAAAGAGAUCUGACUGAAGAUAACUUUCUAUUUUUCGGAAGGGGGAACUUAAACCUAAUGUCGAACAGGGACAAAAACCUGUAUGUGUCAUACUUUUCUUUUUUGAUAUCUAUUCUGCUGUUAAUGCUUUAUGCCAUGCAUAUAGGGACAUAGUCCAAAAAUACUUGUUCUUUCUUUUGUUCAUUGAUUUUAAGAGAUACACUGUUGUACUUUUUUUUUUUUGUUCUUUUUAUCUGCGUCAAGGCACAUUUAAUCCGACCGACAUAUUUAGUGAACCCCAAAGUUGCUGGUUAAAAUUAAAGAUACUUUCCCGCUGUAAGCUUACGAUAACGAAAGCUAAAAACCGAGCAGAAAAUACAGCACAAGCCCUCAGAUAUCUGAUCUGUUUAUGCUUCAGCGCUGUGCCACCUCAAAGGUUGUGUUUACGUGUCUCGUGUUGGAUUCUUUAGGAGAAGCUUUAAGAUGGACCUGAACAAGAAACACAAGAGUUAUAAUUGCACUAGGUAAUGAGAAUAGCAACGUUUACAAUAUGUAUGUUUCUUAUCUUUCUUUUGGAGGAAAUGUGAUCCACAGUAGAUGAAACGGGGCUUUGAUGGAACGACUGGUGUGAUGAAUGAAUGUAAAUUGUAGCACUGCUUUGGGGAGGGGGCCAAGCCUUGAUUGAAUAUUGUCAAACACUUGUUUCUUAGAUUACUCCCCUUUUCUAGAAUUUUUAAAUUAGUCUUCCAAAGUUUUGAAGAGAAGGGAGUAUUUACCUAAUAUAACAAAUUACUUUCUGGUUUAUUCUAUUUUCAUCCCAACGAGCUCCUAAUUUCUUUUUAGGUAUUUUGACAGUUAUUUACAGUAUUUCUCUAAUGUUAAAAUGGCUUUCCACAAAUCUGUACCAACCUCAAUAUUUAACAAAUAAUAUCUUUAUCAUGUUUUUAAUUUAAAACCUAUUUCUAAAAUUGGUCUCAUGAGAAAAGUUCAGAAGUUCACUUCUGAUUUGGCACCUACACUCACAGUUUUCAAAAAAAGUAUGUAAUUUUGGAAGUUAUAGAUCCUAGCUGUUACGUAGGGGAAUAGGAAUUCAACUCCAGUUAAGCCUGAGCAGUGAAUAAUCUAUACUCCUCCGCAGGGGAAAGUGGGUGGAGCAGUGCCUUAAAAAGACGGUGACCGUGUGGAUGUUGUUGAGAUGUGAACCUCUAUGAUCAGAGACGAGCAACACAUAGAGGAUGUAGGAGUAAAGUACAGACAUGCUGGACCGACAGCCUCACCUUCUUUAUACAAUUCACAGAAAAAGUAUUUAGAUUGCGAUCCCUCGCCUGUUUGUCUGCCGUACAGUAAAAUAUCUCGGACUCUAUCCUGGCCAACAAAAAAUUCCAACCUUUUUAGGAAAAACGUUUGUGUUCUGCUUAGGGUCUAUUUUCUGUUGUGCAAGGUGUAUUGAAAAUCGAAUGAUGUUGCACUAUAAACUGAGCUGUUCUCAGAGAAUGUCAUGGCUACGUAUUGGGAAGGGUAAACGGUUUGAGGUGGCAAAAAGCCAUGUAAAACGUAUGUAAUGUUAUGUAUUUUACAUAUAUCCUUCAUUUAGCCAGUGUCUUGUGAAUUGAUCUUUUAAUUUCAUGACAUAGAUGAUGCCUAGAUUGGUUCACCUAGAUGGUCAUUGAAAAGAAUUAGAAAUUAGAUAGAAUGGGGUUGUUGGUUGAAAAGAACCUAUUUUUACUGACAUUUCUUUGCAAAUAAGUUACUUAUUUUCAAAAACAUUAAUAAGUGCUCUGUUCCUACCCAUUACUGUAACAACCGAUGGGCAGAGUAGAUUUUGUCCCAUUGAGUGGUUUGUCCUGAAAACAAAACAUUUAUAUGCAAAGAGACGGUUAUAUCAUACAAAUGCAUGCCAUUCAGGCACUCACUCGAACCCAAUGAAACCUCUGAUCUUUAUGCACCAUGCAUUUUAAGCUGAAUAACUUUUGUCACUGUAAGCAAACAAAGACUGUGGAGUCUUGCGCAAUGAGUAAGGGUUGUAUUUUUAUCACACACCCUGGCCUUUUAUUGACUGUUUAAAGUUGAAACUAUUAUAAUAAUGACAGAAAAAUUGUGAAUCCGAGAAAGUGGAAUCCAGAGACUAACUACCCAGUUGAGUGUGCAUUUGAACCUUGAGCAGACUCAGAACAAAAUGCACUAAAAGUUUAUACGUGUAUGUAUGUGUCCUUUAACAUGAUGCCAGCACUUUAGAACUACUUCGAAACAAUGAUAGAAAAGAGCGGCCGAGGGUUUGGCGAACGACGAGAAAACGCAACUUUUAAAGCCAUGUGUUCAGAGCGCUGACAAUCAGAAUAGGGAUGAGACCCAAAGUGCAUUAUGGAAGAUCUGACAUGACUUGCUGUGCUCUUGCUAUUUGCUUUGUCUUUCCCCAGCUUGCUUUGGUCUAUGCUAGCUUACUUCCAGAGUGGAGGGGCACUAUAAACUCCAGGCUCUUUGGUUAUAAGUGCGUGUCUCUGCAACAACGACUGAUAUUAGGCUGAUGUCUCGGUGCUUUGUGAACAGAGCUGUCCUAUGUUGACAUGGACCCUAUCUGUAAUGCUCUGGUAAGCAUGUGCCAGACUUCAGAUCCUCAGUCUGGGCGAUUUGGUAACCUCUGAAUGGACAAUAGUCCAUAUGACAAAAUAUCUUAUCAUGCAACCCUACACUUUGAUCUUGGUAACGUUCUUCACUAUCAACAGGCCUUGGACCGGGCAAACUGGGAUUUGACAAUUUCCGUGUUGAUACUGCUUCAUGUUUCAAAUGAAAAAUGAUAAAAAAUGUUUAUGCGCCUUCUGACUCGAGCAUCAAUAAUAUAUACAACAGAAAUGCAAGUUGCCACUUUUGAUGUUGCAUAAGAAUCAACAUUUCAUUCCCAUCAUGGUAUUUACUGUCACCAGUUUCAGUUGUGUAGUCCAAGAGCAAAUGAUUUCUUUAAAUGCAAUACAGAAAACUCUGCUUUCUAAUAAAAGCCCUUACUUCACCAUA
This is a messenger RNA of Gasterosteus aculeatus aculeatus (three-spined stickleback), 8229 nucleotides long. It is a transcript of the gene nacc2, whose product is annotated as NACC family member 2. Gene Ontology annotation, molecular function: protein binding; RNA polymerase II cis-regulatory region sequence-specific DNA binding; DNA-binding transcription factor activity, RNA polymerase II-specific. Gene Ontology annotation, biological process: regulation of transcription by RNA polymerase II. Lineage: Eukaryota; Metazoa; Chordata; Actinopteri; Perciformes; Gasterosteidae. The record is from RefSeq and is a predicted model, not a curated record.